This is a messenger RNA of Macroventuria anomochaeta, 1360 nucleotides long. Its product is annotated as oxidoreductase-like protein. The record is from RefSeq and is a predicted model, not a curated record. Gene Ontology annotation, molecular function: nitronate monooxygenase activity; oxidoreductase activity, acting on the CH-CH group of donors. Gene Ontology annotation, biological process: 'de novo' pyrimidine nucleobase biosynthetic process. The transcript has 3 exons. The coding region runs from base 45 to 1121 and encodes 358 amino acids. NCBI's taxonomy places the organism in Eukaryota, Fungi, Ascomycota, Dothideomycetes, Pleosporales, Didymellaceae.
CUUGUACCACUACAUAUCCCGAAAUCAUCAACCGUACAGUCAAAAUGUCUUCUCCACAGCAACUCCGCACGAAGCUCACUGAUCUGCUCAAGAUCAAGCACCCCGUUCUGCUCGCUGGCAUGAACGUGGCUGCUGGCCCUAAGCUCGCUGCUGCUGUCACCAACGCUGGAGGUCUUGGUGUCAUUGGUGGUGUCGGUUACACACCUGACAUGCUGCGAGAACAGAUCGCCGAGCUCAAGGGCUAUCUGAACGACAAGAAUGCGCCGUUCGGUAUCGAUCUUUUGCUCCCUCAGGUUGGUGGUAGCGCUCGCAAGACCAACUACGACUACACAAAGGGCAAGCUGAACGAGCUCGUCGACAUUAUCAUCGACUCUGGCGCCAAGCUCUUCGUCUCCGCCGUCGGCGUACCUCCCAAGGCCGUCGUUGAGAAGCUGCACAAGCAUGGCAUUCUGUACAUGAACAUGAUCGGUCACCCCAAGCACAUCAAGAAGUGCCUCGAUCUCGGCGUCGACAUUAUCUGCGCACAGGGUGGUGAGGGUGGUGGACACACUGGCGACACACCAACAUCUGUCUUCAUCCCUGCGGCAGUCAAGAUGGUCGAGGGUCACAAGUCGCCUCUCACCGGUGAGCAGGUGCAGAUCGUUGCUGCUGGUGGUAUCUUCAACGGCCAGUCGGUCGCUGCCAUGCUCAACUUCGGUGCCACUGGUGUAUGGGUUGGUACCCGCUUCGUCCUCUCUGAAGAGGCUGGCGCCCCCAAGGCUCACCAGGAAGCCGUUCGCACAGCUGGCUUCGACGACAACGUUCGCACAAUCAUCUUCACAGGACGACCCCUCCGUGUCCGCACAAACCCAUACAUUGCAAAUUGGGAAGAGAACAGAGCGGCUGAGAUCAAGGAGCUGACCAGCAAAGGCAUCUUGCCUGUUGAGCACGACCUUGAGAAGCUGGGUGAUGACCUUGAUGAUGACACAAUGGACAAUGCGCGACCGUUCUUGAUGGGCAAGGUUGCUGCUGUUGUCAACGAGAGGAAGAACGCAAGGGAGAUCAUUGAUGAGCUGGUCGGGGAUGCCGUCAAGUGGCUGCAGACCACCAAUGGGUACAUCGUAUCCAAGUCGAAGCUAUAAGUAGCAUAUCUGUGUGUAGUUUUUCGAGUGAUUUAGCAUGUUUCAAUCAUUUGUAAGAUCUCUCUGCAACACUUCUUGCGUUGGAGAUAAAGCCAACUACCGUCAUGGCGACCAGCCUCAAAAUAGAUCUUUUUAGCUAACUGCACGCAGCGUUGUAGUCUUGUAGAACUUUGCAUAGUCACGGACAGCGUGCAGUUCUAUGCUGACUAUCUCCCUCAGUUCUGACGAACAAUAGCCGG